Tachyglossus aculeatus (Australian echidna) is the source of this 1360-nucleotide messenger RNA. RefSeq names its product C1q and TNF related 7 (gene C1QTNF7). Gene Ontology annotation, molecular function: protein binding. Lineage: Eukaryota; Metazoa; Chordata; Mammalia; Monotremata; Tachyglossidae. Bases 168 to 1037 code for a protein of 289 amino acids. The transcript is spliced from 4 exons. The record is from RefSeq and is a predicted model, not a curated record.
GGGCAUCUGAAACCUCUCCAACCCACUGCCUGCUCACCUAGAUUCUUUGAAGGUGUCCCCAGAGCAGCAGCACGAGUGUUUACCAAAUUCAUGGAACAGCCAGAACGACAAAGCCUCUUGUACUUGUGGAAAAUUUGAUAUCAGCUGCUCCAAAAUAAGAGCCAAAGAUGUUUGUCUUGCUUUAUGUUACGAGUUUUGCCAUCUGUGUAAGUGGACAACCUCGUGCUAAUCAUUUCAAAGGAGAAAGUCCCUCCCCAAGGUAUAUAUGUAGUGUGCCUGGCUUACCUGGACCUGCAGGUCCCCCAGGAGCUCAUGGAUCACCUGGGCCACAUGGACGUAUUGGCCUUCCGGGAAGAGAUGGCAGAGAUGGCAGGAAAGGCGAAAAAGGAGAAAAGGGAAACGCAGGUUUCCGAGGCAAGACCGGAUCUCUAGGACCUGUGGGAGAGAAAGGGGACCAAGGAGAGACGGGCAAAAAAGGACCUGCAGGAUUAGGAGGGGACAAAGGAGAUGUGGGACACACUGGAGUUCCUGGACCUAAAGGAGACAGAGGGCAGCCGGGUCAACGGGGCGUUCCCGGCAUCUGCAAGUGUGGAAAUACAGUGCUCAAGUCUGCCUUUUCAGUGGGCAUUACCACAAGCUACCCGGAAGAAAGGUUACCGAUCAUCUUCAAUAAAGUCCUUUUCAACGAGGGAGAGCACUACAACCCUUCCACUGGAAAGUUCAUCUGCGCUUUUCCCGGAAUCUAUUACUUCUCUUACGAUAUCACUUUAGCCAAUAAACACCUGGCCAUCGGACUGGUGCAUAACGGGCAGUACCGGAUUAAAACCUUUGACGCCAACACUGGGAACCACGACGUCGCCUCUGGAUCCACGGUGAUCUACCUUGAGCCGGAAGACGAGGUCUGGCUUGAGAUCUUCUUUGCGGACCAAAAUGGGCUCUUCUCUGAUCCCAGCUGGGCAGACAGUUUGUUUUCUGGAUUUCUCUUGUAUGUCGACACGGAUUAUCUGGAUUCCUUAGUUGAGGAUGAUGAACUGUGACAGGGCUGAUGGUGAUGGCAAUGGACCUUCCAAAGCACGCAGUUCAAACAGACACGGGAUUUAAUCUGGGAGCCGUGGAAGGCAAGACAGCAGUGAUGCUGUUGGAAAUACUGCCGGUGAAAUCCGAAAGAAAUUACAGAUGUUACCAUCCAACGUAAUCGAACGGGAUGCUUUAUUCCCCAGUUAGGAACGUGCAGAAUGGAUCACGUAGAACUCCGGAUAUAAAUCCUCUUGAAAGCAAUGUUCAUAAAUAUUUAAACAAAUGAAAGAUAAUGUCUACAAAUUUUAUAUUAAAUACAUUGAAUUAGAAUAUCUGCUGACAA